Arvicola amphibius (Eurasian water vole) is the source of this 663-nucleotide messenger RNA. RefSeq names its product methyl-CpG-binding domain protein 3-like 2B. The transcript has a single exon. Bases 1 to 663 code for a protein of 220 amino acids. NCBI's taxonomy places the organism in Eukaryota, Metazoa, Chordata, Mammalia, Rodentia, Cricetidae. The record is from RefSeq and is a predicted model, not a curated record.
AUGAUACCUCCGAAAUUACAGAAGAGGAUCGGGGCUGUCCGGAACAAGGACAAGAGCAAACGCCGAGCUAGGGCAACUUCUCCUAUGAGGAUGACUAGUUGCAUCUUCAAAAGUUCUGUGACCAGAAUAACUUCCCAUCCUGAAAAUACCACCAGGCACAGGCAAGAAGAGAUGCUGGAGAAACCCCAGCAGCUCUGUGCAUUCAGGAGACUGCAGAAAUAUUGCAUUGAAGACGGUACAGGGAAUCUACUAGGUCCACUGUGUUUUUCAAACCCUGCAAAAAGAACUGCACGAGGGAGGCAGGCUGGAGCCAUCGUGCCUAGUGGUGUCAAUGGUGUGCACACUGCACAGUUCACCUCUGUGCAAUCCCCGAGGUCAGAAGGGACAGUGCGAGAGGCUCUUGAGCAGUCGCCAUCUCCAUCCUACAGUCAAGGGGUGACAGGGCCAAUGGCUCUUGAGCUGUCGCCAUCUAUUAACAUUCAACAAGUAACUCCUGCGGAUAUCCGGAGACAAUCCCGGAGGGUGAUGAGGGCCAGGAGGAGACUGGCAGCAGCCUUGGAAUUAGACAGGAUUGCCAGGCAGGGAGAGAACAUGGAGGAAUCGCCUGAUGAUGACGAAAUGGAAGAAGCACAGGUGGAGAGCGUGAGCAUGGUGGACUCAUGA